UCAUUCGAUCAUGAUUGCUUGAUUGGAUUGGAUGUCAAAUUGUCAAAUCAAAAAUCAAUUCAAAUAAUCAAUCAUUUAUUUAAAAAUUUAUGAACUUGUAAAGAAUGGAUAUUGAAGAAGAGAAAACGAUGUUAGAAGAACAAUUUAUAUUACGUAUUCCUUCAGAAGAAGCACACAAAAUACGUGCCAUUUUAAGAACCAAACCAGAAAAACUGAAGAAAAUAUUGAAAUUUGCUAUUGAUCCAAACACAAAUAAAGUAAUUACACAAAUUUCAAAACUGAAGUUGUAUGGCACUUUGAAAAAACUGCCCACUAUUGUGGAAUCAUACAAAACGAACAUUUGUAAUAACAAAUCAGUGAUGUUCAAAACUGCUGAUAUAUGUCAUAUAGCUGAUUGUAGUUAUGAGGAGAAACCCAAAGAAAAAAUCGAAACUAUCCAUGGAUUGACUUUGCCUCUGAAGAAUGUCAAGAGAAAGCGUUUCAGGAAAACAAUGUACAAUGCUGAUACUGCUGUUGAGGCAGAAGCUGUAUCAAAAGAAUUGUAUUAUUUGCUGAGCACAGAUUUAGAAGCGGUUUCUUCGAAAUUCGAAAUAUUAUAUGAAAAUGGAAGCGGUCCUAAUGUUAAGAAGCAGUGUGGUAAGAAGAAGGACGGACGGAGAACAUUCUCAUUUUUGUGCAAAAACUCUAAUAACGUUUAUUUUCAUUUACAGAAAAAACGUUAUUUGGACAACUGUCUAGUGAUUCCUCAGAGGUUUUAAUUUUGAUAUCCAUUGCUUAAUUUUUUCAUCUUGCUACCAUCUUCCAUCUUCAUUAGAUAGUGUGGAUCAAUUUUUCAAUGUGACAGCACCAGAAAUAACAUAUACCGGAUGUUCUCAUUUUUCUCAACAAGCGAUAUCUGUGCUAUCAGAAACGAUUACAAGACGAAGUGUCACAUCUAUUCUAAAAUUAAACCCCACAAGAUAAGUGAUAAGAUUAGUGUGGGCCAAAUUUAACACCAAAACGGAAAGUUCCAUUUGUGAACUGGUUAGACUAAGACUGAUUUAGUAGUGGUAGAAUUUGAGUAGACUGUACAGGGUGG
Phaedon cochleariae (mustard beetle) is the source of this 1078-nucleotide messenger RNA. The record is from the annotation of a GenBank genome assembly. Lineage: Eukaryota; Metazoa; Arthropoda; Insecta; Coleoptera; Chrysomelidae.